AGUUGUACGUCUUUUUAUCAUCAUUCUAUUGCGAGCAAAAGGUGCAAAAAAUGAUCCCACCACCAACCUUUGCGAAACAGCCGGAUCUUCAGUUCCGCGCGGGAAGAAUGAAGUACGCGAACGGUAUUCUCACGGCAGACAAGCGUAAGGGCUACGUUUCAUUCUUCUCUGCUGGCCCAAAUGCAGUCGAGCUUGUUUGGGGUUCCAACACCGAACUCGCACCUGCUCUUCGGCUUCCUCGUGGCAAAACGAACGUGAAAUUUGUGGAGCAGUGCAAAACGGGGCGUGUUUUAUUGUUUGAAGUCAACGAAGGCGGUGAGAAAAAGUUGCAUUUCUACUGGCUUCAGGAAAAAUCAGAAGAAAAAGACAGCGCUUAUCUGAUGAGUCUGGAACAAAUGUUGGCCGAGCGUCCUCCUGUAACGAAUAAACCGACGAUCGCUUUAGAAGACUUCAAAAAGAUUCUGGCUAGCGUAUCGAAAAGCAAAAAGGAUAUUGCCUUAACUGACGUUUUGUCCUCCUCUAUUGUUACAGAGGAACUGAACAGCGAGCCGGCUUUGUAUCGGGCAAAGUUGGGACCACACCUCCCCCAAGGAGUUGAUUCAUCAAGCAAUCUUCUCCCGCAAGUAAAAAAUCCGCAGGUUUCUCAAGCGGCCGCGAUGCUGCAGGCUGCGCUCCAGGACCCUCCAACGUACAAGCAGCUCUGCUCUUCGUUCGGAGUCCCUGAAACGGAGGCGAAUGGUGGAGUUUUGGCUUUUCUCAAUGGUAUUAUAAAGGCAACGAAAGAAACGAAAAAAUGA
This is a messenger RNA of Leptomonas pyrrhocoris, 797 nucleotides long. RefSeq lists its product as hypothetical. Gene Ontology annotation, biological process: ubiquitin-dependent protein catabolic process. Gene Ontology annotation, cellular component: cytoplasm; nucleus; proteasome regulatory particle, lid subcomplex. Bases 51 to 797 code for a protein of 248 amino acids. The record is from RefSeq and is a predicted model, not a curated record. Gene Ontology annotation, molecular function: proteasome binding; ubiquitin binding; endopeptidase activator activity. Lineage: Eukaryota; Euglenozoa; Kinetoplastea; Trypanosomatida; Trypanosomatidae. The transcript has a single exon.